Molecule: messenger RNA, 1493 nt
Organism: Vollenhovia emeryi
Lineage: Eukaryota; Metazoa; Arthropoda; Insecta; Hymenoptera; Formicidae
Exons: 2
Coding region: 882-1187 (101 amino acids)
Source: RefSeq, a predicted model, not a curated record
GACGAGAAUGAGCGAAUCUCCGCCCCCUGCCGCGCACUAUUGGUCCAGCAGCCUCCGCCAAUCGCAGUAUCCUCCUGCGUCUGCGAAGGGUGGAAGUGCACGCACGAUACACACGCCCGCACGUGCGUGCGUAUGACAUAUUGUUAGCCGCUUGCACUCGCUUGGCUCGGGCUAAGAGGACAGGGGCAGGUUCUGCGGGGCUUCGUUUUCCUAUGUCGUCUCGAGAGAUUAGCUCUUCGUCCAUUUUCUGCAUGGAGACACGCGCACGUGUGCACGUAACUAACGUCCAAAUCUUAACUCGGUAACUUGCAAUCGCAGACUUCGUGUAAAUUAAAUGAAGAUUUAUUUAUUUUCUUGAGAAACUCAUGCAAAUUACGUGGCUCCAUAAUUAAAUUUGUGGCCUGUCGCGUCUUGGGCUGCAGUUGAAGAAAUCUCGAUUGGGAAAUUUUAUGUUAAAAACGCGCGUGGAAAAUUUUACAAUCGCAGCUUCCAAUAGCACGCAGGUGAAAUAUUUCCAUCAAUUAUCCGAUUUAGACUUACAGACCUUAAUUGACGUCUAUUAAUAUCUAUUUAUAUUCAGUUAUGUAAAAUAAUACGGAUUUUUAGAACAAUUUUGCAACUUCCGCCACUUUAAAAAGUGUGAAAACUAUAUUGCGAAAGUGUCAUCACUUUAAAACAUAAGAUUUUCAAAUUGUUAAUCUAAAAAUCGAUAUUCUGGAUAUUAUCACUGGAAGUAACGUUAAGUAAACACUGACGAUAAAGCCCGCGUGCUUCUCGCGCGUCGAAAAAAGAUCAAUAUCGCGAACGCUUCCGUUGCCAGAGAAACUUGGUUACUCGCGCUAUAUGUAUAGUGCAAACAGCCGCGCUAUCAAGUAUGCAGGAUGUCGAACCGGGGAAGGAUACGAAGCGAGGACGAGCCUUCCUGGCAACGAAGGGCGUACGAACGUCACCGUUCUAGGGUCAAGACGGCUAAACCGACGGUGGACGUAAACCCUCCGGAGGUCAGACCUCACGUAUCGUUCAAUGCGAAGAGACUGCAGCUGGAGCGUGAGCGGCAGGCGCGAAUUCUCAGGGACAACUUCAUCCUACUGAAGAAACUCCGCGAGAUCAUGCAUCGUAAGCGACGAGUCGCGGAGGACACUCAACGGGUCCAAUGGCAGGAAUCGAGAUGCGUUAGAGUUCGUUAAAAACCCACGGGUCUCGAUACUCCUUUGCCGUCACGUCGUUCGCGAUUCGCACGUACACGCGUAUCGUAUUCAUAUUUUAUUAAACGCAACUGAAUGACUAAUGCAAUUUCGAUCGUUCAUCUCUGGCGAAUUUUAUCUAUCCUGAGACAGCCUUUUAUCUACCGCAUGGAUUUCUACAAUAAAUGCUUUUACUAAUAUUUCCAAAAAUGUUGCAUUCACACCUUUUUCUACUGCUUUAAAAUCGCGAAAUAAUCAAUAAUUUCUUAAAUCAUUUUUAUUAAAUGCAGUGCCCCUUACGAAAAUUCU